CUCCUUUACGCAGCGCGGGAGGAGCGACAGGCUGAGGGGGCAGCAGGGCUGAUCAGGGAGAGGUGCGGAGCGUGGCCAGAGGAUCGGUGCCAAGGGUAAAUAGGGUGUCGCCUCUGCCCAAUGCCCCUCUUCCCCUCCCCCAAGACGCAGGGACUCCCGCUUCCCUGAGGCCGGGCGCAGAGAAGUGCUGAGUCACGGUGAGGCACCCGCGCCCUCCAAACCGGCUCUCCCCGCGCUCGGAGCCUACUCCCUGCACCCCUGCCGCUGCAGAGGCGCCAGGUGCCACCGCAGCCCUCUUCUAGGCCGCAGCCACCGCAGCCUCAGCAUCAGAAGACUCUCUUACAGACCUCGACAUGGGCUCCUCGAAGAAGGUUACUCUCUCGGUGCUCAGCCGGGAGCAGUCGGAAGGGGUUGGAGCACGGGUCCGCAGAAGCAUCGGCAGACCCGAGUUAAAAAAUCUGGAUCCAUUUUUACUGUUUGAUGAAUUCAAAGGAGGUAGACCAGGAGGAUUUCCUGAUCAUCCACAUCGAGGUUUUGAAACAGUAUCAUACCUUCUGGAAGGGGGCAGUAUGGCUCAUGAAGACUUCUGUGGACAUUUUGGUACAAUGCACCCAGGAGAUCUGCAGUGGAUGACUGCGGGCCGGGGCAUUCUGCAUGCUGAGAUGCCUUGCUCAGAGGAGCCGGCCCAUGGCCUACAACUCUGGGUUAAUUUGAGAAGUUCAGAGAAGAUGGUGGAGCCUCAGUACCAGGAACUGAAAAGCGACGAAAUCCCUAAACCCAGUAAGGAUGGCGUGACAGUUGCUGUCAUUUCUGGAGAAGCUCUGGGAAUAAAGUCCAAGGUUUACACUCGCACACCAACCUUAUAUUUGGACUUCAAAUUGGACCAAGGAGCGAAGCAUUCCCAGCCUAUUCCUAAAGGAUGGACAAGCUUCAUUUAUACCAUAUCUGGAGAUGUGUACAUUGGGCCUGAUGAUGAGCAACAAAAAAUAGAACCUCAUCACACAGCAGUGCUUGGGGAAGGUGACAGUGUGCAAGUGGAGAACAAGGAUCCUGAGAGAAGCCAUUUUGUCUUAAUUGCUGGGGAGCCAUUAGGAGAACCAGUUGUCCAACAUGGUCCAUUUGUGAUGAACACCAAUGAAGAAAUUUUGGAGGCUAUUCUUGAUUUCAGAAAUGCAAAAAAUGGGUUUGAGAGAGCAAAAACCUGGAAAUCAAAGAUUGCAAACUAGUGAAGAACACAAGAGAGAUCUCAUUUCUUUUGCCAUUUGUGGUGCCCAACCAUUUAGGCAUUCAGUUUCCAAAGCCGUCUUAACUGGUGUUUCUAAAGGAUUCCACGUUAAACUGAUAACAAGGUUUUUGUGGCAAUGUACGUAGGACAUUUCCUGGCCCAUUCAAAUAAACCUAAUCGUUGUUUCUUUAAAA
Molecule: messenger RNA, 1419 nt
Organism: Chinchilla lanigera (long-tailed chinchilla)
Lineage: Eukaryota; Metazoa; Chordata; Mammalia; Rodentia; Chinchillidae
Gene: Pir
Product: pirin (iron-binding nuclear protein)
Exons: 10
Coding region: 354-1226 (290 amino acids)
Biological process (GO): monocyte differentiation
Cellular component (GO): nucleus
Molecular function (GO): quercetin 2,3-dioxygenase activity
Source: RefSeq, a predicted model, not a curated record